This is a messenger RNA of Rhinopithecus roxellana (golden snub-nosed monkey), 1471 nucleotides long. It is a transcript of the gene CCDC121, whose product is annotated as coiled-coil domain containing 121. The transcript is spliced from 2 exons. Bases 115 to 1437 code for a protein of 440 amino acids. The record is from RefSeq and is a predicted model, not a curated record. Lineage: Eukaryota; Metazoa; Chordata; Mammalia; Primates; Cercopithecidae.
AGUGGCGAGGAAGUGGGGGCGCUGAGCGAGAGGAAGGCUGAAGGGAGCUAGGAAAAGGGCGCUGAUCUCUGCAGCCUGAGAGGGCUUUUGUCCCCAGGGGGAAGGCGAGAAGAGAUGGGGUCCCGAGGGCAGGACUCACACAGCAAGGAAACGAGGCGCAUGCCUCUCAUUUCAAGCCCGCAGAGAGCGGGGAGCGGAGCCACUGGAGGACCGGCUGCUCGGGUUUAUUCGGUAGCCGAGGGGGUUAAACAGUUUAGGGCUGGACCAGCCGGGACUGGAGCAGGGUGCAGCCUCCAGGGUUGCUGGGCAGCACCGAGACCCUUUGAGCACCGAACGAAUAAACUACGGGAGCUUUCCGCACUUGCAUAUUGUUCCCGCGAGUUGCAGGCGCAGGUUCCUGAUGCUAGCGUUCAUUCCUUGGCAAUCACCCGCAGUGAACUGCGCAGUUGCCGUGACCUUCAGGAUGAAUGCUUGGAUUCCAGGUUUGCUGAGGGCCCCAGAAGGCUCCUUCCACCGUAUCAUAGUCUAAUAAAUAAUUUUGUCAAGCCAGAGAAGCUAACAAAGGUGGAGACAAUCCUUAAAAAAAAGAUAGUGGCGGAAAUGACGGAUCUGAACAAGCAUAUAAAACAAGCUCAAAUCCAGCGGGAACAGCUACUGGAUGAAUACAGGGAGCUAUACCAAGAAAAGUUACUUGUCCAGGCUGAAAACAGGUUCUUUCUGGAAUACCUGACUAACAAAACUGAAGAGUACACAAAGCAACCUGAGAAGGUAUGGAACAGCUAUUUACAAAAAAGUGGAGAGAUUGAACGAAGAAGACAAGAAUCAGCCUCCAGAUAUGCAGAACAAAUUUCAGGGCUUAAAACAGCGCUCUUGCAAAAGGAAAAUAUCCAAUCCAGUUUGAAGCGGAAGUUGCAGGCAAUGAGGGACAUUGCUAUAUUAAAGGAAAAGCAGGAGAAAGAAAUACAGACAUUACAGGAGGAGAAAAAGAAAGUCCAAGCUGAGACAGCUGCAAAGACACGUGAAGUACAGGCACAGCUCCUCCAGGAGAAAAGAUUACUGGAGAAACAACUGAGCGAGCCAGACAGGAAGCUACUGGGAAAGAGAAAAAGAAGCGAGCUUAAUAAGAAAGCCCAGGCCUUGAAGUUGGCAGCAAAGCGGUCUAUUUUUGAAUACUCCUGUGGCCUCAAGAGAGACAACCAGCAGUUCAAGAAGGAAUUACUGCAGCUAAUUGAGCAAGCCCAGAAACUAACGGCUACUCAAAGCCACUUAGAAAAUAGGAAGCAGCAGCUGCAGCAGGAACAGUGGUAUCUGGAGUCCUUAAUCCGGGGGAGGCAGAGACUGCAAGGAAGUCAUAAUCAGUGCCUAAAUAGACAGGAUGUUCCAGAGACCACACCCAGUCUUCCCCAAGGCACCAAAUCAAGGAUUAAUCCAAAGUAACUCCUCCUAAAAUAACACUGAUUAGAUAACUGGA